Molecule: messenger RNA, 2346 nt
Organism: Candidula unifasciata
Lineage: Eukaryota; Metazoa; Mollusca; Gastropoda; Stylommatophora; Geomitridae
Source: the annotation of a GenBank genome assembly
AUGGCCGACCUGGAGAGAGUGCUGAAGAGGUUACCCGACGAUGUUGUUGAAUACAGCGUGUUCCCUCUCAUCCCCGAUGAUCUACCAAGCGAACGUGUUUCUGACUUUCUGGAGAAGUUCGCUGACACUGUUUUAGCUCAUUUAAGUGACAGGAUUGUGGAUUAUAUCUGGCAGCAUGAGUCAUUCAAUCUAAGACCGAUAGUGUCGCCCAACGAUUCAGUUCCACCUCACCUCCAUGGCAGCACAAGUUUUGGAGACAACAUUGAGGAUGAAUGGUUUAUUGUUUAUCUGCUUUAUGAGAUCACUAGAGAGUAUGCUGGGACUGUUGUCAGGGUCAAUGAUAAUGAUGAGGAGUUUCUCCUAAUAGAAGCUGCAAACGAGCUUCCAAAAUGGCUGAACCCUGAAUCUGCUGAAAACAGAGUGUAUAUCUAUAAUGGAGACUUGCAUGUGAUCCCCAUCCCCCAGACAGCUGAAGAAUCGUCCAGGUAUCCCUUGUUCACGCCAACAGUGGCAGAAGCUGUUGCUUGUGUUCGAGACUGCGCCUGUGAGACCAGAUGUUCUCAGGCAGUUCAAAAUAUGCUCAACAAAAGAUUGUCUUGUUUUCCUAGAAAGACUGCAGAGAGCAUCCACCGGGUGAACUGUUAUUUGCCAACCCCACUAGCGGUUCUCCUGGCAGACCAGCCUUCACUGGUGUCUGCAGGGGUCAGAAGUUUCUAUUACAGAGAUCCUCUAGAACUUAAAGCUUGUCGUCCCAUGAAGAGAUUCAAACCUUCUGAUCUUGUCAGAACAAGAGUAAAAAUGACACGGUGUCUUUAUGCCCAGCUUGUGCAGCAGCAGUUUAUACCAGACAGGUCCAGUGGAUGGCCAGUGAUAGCACCCAGCAACCCACAGUAUUCUGAACAGGAUGUUGGGAUGAAGCUGGCACAUGGGUUUGAGAUCCUGUGCUCAAGGUACAGGGAUGUUGACAACGCUAGUUCUGCAGCAACAGCUUUAGAAGAUUCAAAUCCCAGAUGGCAGCAGUUCAAGAAGUCUUUGGCAAGCAAGGGAUACUUCAGAGGGGAAAUUGAAGGUUCUGUUUUAUACAAGAAGCUUCUCCAGGAUGCGAAACAGUUCUACCAGUCACAGAUCCAUGCAGGAGAGAAUGGCAUUGAAUCAACAGGGCAGCUUGUGUUAAGACACUUGAAACUUUUGGAGCCAAAAUUUGAAGAGUUCAGACAGGCUGAAAGACAGUUGCCACCAUCUGAUGAUGACAGUUGGAUCAACGUGACACCAGAGCAGCUGGAUGAGAUGAUGAAGACUGCUGGGGGAUUGUCCUCCUCAGACGGCCUGAAUCUCUUCAAGGUGGCAGAGAGCAUGACAGCCUUCGUGGAGCAUGAAUCUGGGAUUGAAGGGGCAGAGUUUCCCAAGGAAUCAGCAGAAAAUGAUGGUGCUGAUGGACAGUUUGAAAGCUCUGGACUUAUUCAAGCUAUGCAAAAGAUAUUUGAAUUCCCAGAUGAUGAAGAUUCUACCGGUUCUGACAUGAGCGAGUAUGACUGGUCAGAGGGAAGCGAUGACGAGCUGGGUUCCCCAAGCAAAAUGCCCAAAACUGUCAAAAAGAGCAGUUUAAAAAAGGCCAAAGUACCUAAAGCAGGUGAUCAGAAUGGUGGGCUAAACCACAGAAAAUCCACAUCAAAGUCUGUCAGAUUCAGCACUCCAGACUCUGCUUUGACACUUAACCCUGCUGUUUCAUCACCAGAAACAGUUACUUCAACUCCUCCAGUUCCAGCAACUAGUCAGGAUGCUGCUUCAUCUUCUUCAGUAAACAGACCAACAAAUUUAAUCCCCACAUCACAUGGCCAGUCAGACCUUUCCUCAGCCACCAAGUCAAGCAGCCGACCAACUUGUAUCCCACCCCCUGUACCGGCACGUCCCCCUAGACAGAAGGAGGGCUUCAAACCGUUGAACAAACCCAGCUCUGUUGUUAAGCCUUCUGCCCCUCCGCCCCCACCACCACCAGCAGGGGAGAAAAGAGACAAGAAACUUGUGGCCUUGAUGGAAGCAAUGGAUCGAGAGUUAGCAGCAACAGAUGUUGGCAAGAGUUUUGAAAGAGAACCAAAACAGCCUAGACCAAAACGAACCAGCAGACCCCCUCCACCAUCAAGACCCACAAAAUCUGGCCCAAAGGCAGCCCAGAAGAACAUAGAAGAUGAAGAUGAUGACUUCCAGCCAGUGAAUAUAGACUUGACUGUCGUCAAAAAUACUCUUGAAUCCUACAAGGCACAGCAAGGCUUGCCAGGACCAGCUUCAAAUAUUCUAGCGGCCUUUGGGAUCAAACUUCCACAGGACCAAGUCAACGGGAAGACAUAA